CCGCAGGAGUUUGGACAAAGACACGGAAUCGCGCCCGAAACGUCGGAAAAUCAAGCGCCCCUCUCUUCCUCUCUCCCGCCCGCGAGUUUCGGUAACGCAGAAGAAGGAGAGCGAGCAACGUGACUCGCCGGGAGCAUUUGUCGGUCGAAGACCCGCGAGCAAUGCUCCGAUUGACUGGCUCUCCCUCUCCCAUCAUCACUACCACCAUUUGCUCUCGUGCAUAAAUACAUGGGUGGAGGAACGCUCGUUGAUGGCUUUCUUCGCUGGCUUCACCGCCAUUCACACAAACAACAACCACAACCCUACCACAACGAUGAGAAUAACGCCCAUAACCGUCCGUCUGUUAUAAACGAGGGAAAUCUACCACAGCGAAGAGAAAAAGAAGAGGAGCCGAGGAUCAUUGAAGAUCUCGACAUCUCUAGUUUGAAGCGGGUACGAGUUCCCAAGAGGCAUAUCAUGGAUUCCCACAAGAAGGGUACACUCGAGAAUGAAUUCUUCACAGAGUAUGGUGAGGCCAGUCAAUACCAAAUACAAGAGGUUGUUGGCAAAGGAAGCUAUGGUGUAGUCGGGUCUGCAAUUGAUAAUCACAAUGGAGAGAGGGUUGCAAUCAAGAAGAUCAAUGAUGUUUUUGAGCAUGUCUCUGAUGCGACCCGAAUCCUAAGAGAAAUCAAGCUCCUUCGGCUGCUCCGCCAUCCAGAUAUUGUAGAAAUAAAGCAUAUUAUGCUUCCUCCAUCUCGAAGAGAAUUCAAAGAUAUUUACGUUGUUUUUGAGUUGAUGGAAUCUGACCUUCACCAAGUAAUUAAGGCAAAUGACGAUCUUACUCCUGAACACUAUCAGUUUUUCUUGUACCAACUUCUCCGAUCUCUAAAAUAUAUCCAUUCAGCAAAUGUGUUUCAUCGAGAUUUGAAGCCCAAAAAUAUCCUUGCUAAUGCAGACUGCAAAUUGAAGAUAUGCGAUUUUGGGCUUGCACGUGUCUCAUUCAAUGAUGCCCCAUCAGCUAUUUUCUGGACUGACUAUGUGGCAACCAGGUGGUAUCGCGCUCCCGAACUUUGUGGCUCCUUUUUUUCAAAAUACACUCCUGCAAUCGAUAUUUGGAGCAUAGGAUGCAUAUUUGCAGAAAUGCUUACAGGGAAACCAUUGUUCCCUGGAAAGAAUGUGGUGCAUCAAUUGGAUCUCAUGACUGAUUUGCUUGGAACUUCACCACCGGAAUCCAUUGCCAGGAUUCGGAAUGAAAAGGCCAGAAGAUAUCUAAGUAACAUGCGGAAAAAACCACCAGUACCGUUCUCACAAAAGUUCCCUGGUGUAGAUCCCUUGGCUCUUCGUUUACUCGAACGGUUGCUCGCAUUUGACCCUAAAGAUCGUCCUUCAGCUGCAGAGGCACUAGCUGAUCCAUACUUUUAUGGUUUGGCAAAUGUCGAUCGCGAACCGUCAACGCAGCCCAUUUCAAAACUAGAAUUUGAGUUUGAAAGGAGGAAAUUGGGAAAAGACGAUGUAAGAGAGUUAAUUUAUCGAGAGAUUUUAGAGUAUCAUCCCCAGAUGUUACAGGAGUAUCUUCGUGGUGCGGAGCAGACCAGCUUCAUGUACCCAAGCGGGGUUGAUCGAUUCAAGCGACAGUUUGCUCAUCUUGAGGACAACUAUAUGAAAGGUGAAAGAAGCACCCCGCUCUUGCGGCAGCAUGCCUCUUUGCCCAGAGAGAGGGUUCCUUCUACAGAUGACGCUGCUCAUGCAAACAAUAAUUUCGAAGAGCGAACAGCAGAAUCUGUGGCCCGUACAAUUGAAAGCCCUCCUAGGAUACAAGGUGAGGGAUUGCAGCAUGCACAUGGGGAUGCAUCAGCUGCAGAAAAUGGCCCAAGCAGACCAAAUUGCAGCGCGCGUAGUCUAUUGAAGAGUGCCAGCAUUAGUGCUUCCAAGUGCAUAGGUGUACCAAAGAGAACGGACUCAGCGGAAGAUGUGAUUAAUGAGAACCAGGAUGAAGCGGUUGAUGGGUUGUCAAACAAGAUGACUGACUUGAAUGCGUGAUGUUGGAGGACAAACAAGAUUUUUUAGUCAGAUAAACAUGGGUGCAAUCAUUAUCAUCAUCUGCAGAUGUGAUGGAUCCAUCCUGUUGUAUGGAUGAGUGGCUACCCCCUCUCUGUAUUCAAGAUUUUCGUCGGGUUCUCAGGCAGAUGGUAGUGAGUAAUUUGGAAAUUUCCUAAAGCUGUAUUAAUAUUUGUUUUUGUAUGGAGAUAUUACAGAAUGCUUCGGCCUCGAGUACUUAAAAAGUAGGUCCGGGUUUUCAAUUGGCACAAGCAGGGCCCAUGGAUUUGAAACAUUGAUAUGAUGGGCCUCACCGUGGAUGGCGUAUGCACAAGAUCCUAGCUGGAGAAUAUGUUGCCUUUUAUUGGUGAAAUGUGCUGUAUUUUCUUUCUUGACUAUCUGUUCGUUAGCCCCCCUAUUGAAGGGUUCCUAUCAGGCAGAUUUUUUUGGAGCAUGGAGCAUCUAUGAUGGGGACCAUGAUAUCUCAACGGUUUGGGUUAGUGAACCACGGGUCCCACUUGUACAAAAUGGGUACACGGAUGUUACCGUACAGACUUUUGUCAGGAGCAUUGUCUAAUACCUCUUUUGUGUUACCAUUUUAUAUAAGCAAAAUGCAACAGUGUUGAAUUAGCUGCU
This is a messenger RNA of Magnolia sinica, 2652 nucleotides long. RefSeq names its product mitogen-activated protein kinase 9-like. Gene Ontology annotation, cellular component: nucleus; cytoplasm. NCBI's taxonomy places the organism in Eukaryota, Viridiplantae, Streptophyta, Magnoliopsida, Magnoliales, Magnoliaceae. Gene Ontology annotation, biological process: intracellular signal transduction; protein phosphorylation. Bases 229 to 2019 code for a protein of 596 amino acids. Gene Ontology annotation, molecular function: ATP binding; MAP kinase activity. The record is from RefSeq and is a predicted model, not a curated record. The transcript is spliced from 11 exons.